Molecule: messenger RNA, 6491 nt
Organism: Manis pentadactyla (Chinese pangolin)
Lineage: Eukaryota; Metazoa; Chordata; Mammalia; Pholidota; Manidae
Exons: 3
Coding region: 5533-6483 (316 amino acids)
Source: RefSeq, a predicted model, not a curated record
GAGGAUGUCCCUAGGGACUCCCUAUUUGCUUGUAUGACACCACCCCACUCACUCGAGGUGACUUUGAGAUGAGUCAUUUCCCUUUGUCUGGGAAAUAAAAAAAACAGGGGAGGGGAACUUUAUGAUGAAAGUGCUUUGAAGCCCUAAAGUAAUGGGGCUAGAGGUGAGGCAGGGAUCUGGGGGCAGAGUGAUACCAUCUCCCACACACACACCACCCCCAGUAUUUGAGGGUAGCUGCGAAUUCUACAAAAGGUAACUUAGAAGGGAACACAAAGAUCAUCUUAGUCCUCUCUCCUUCACAGAUGACGAAAAUGAGAUUUAGAAGAAGUUACUGGCCCAAAGUUAGAUAUGUAUUCCUAGUGUCAUCAGGGAAAUGGGCAGAUACACAAGUGAAACACUGAACAGGGUUUGGAAACAUACGGCAUCUCCUUUCAGAGCAGCAAUUGCCCUCUUGGUGAAAAUGGGUCUCAGGUAGAGGUCUGUCCCAUUUGAGGAUUGCAUUGUGGGGAGAGAUGGAAGUCAGGUGAGCCUGAGCCACCUGCUGCCUCCAGCCUGUUCCUCCUCAGUCCCAGUGCCUCUAGGGCGGGGGGGGGGGGGGGGGUUCUGUACAGAAAGCCCUUCUCUACUUGUUCCCAGGCAGCAACCAGGGCAGCACUGAUGGAUGCCUAGAAACGUGACAGCCACCAAAGAGGUAGAGAAAAGGAAGAUUGUGGGCAAAAGGACAGAGUAAGCUGGGCAGUAAGGAAGUGAGUAGCUGAAAAGACCAUAAUGUUGACUGAAGUGGGGGUGGCUGGGCAGCUAUCUUGACCACUGACCCUCUGACUCCCAGGAGAGGAUGGGCUCCCUGGAAUGCCCUGGACUUUAGCUUUAUUCCCCCAUCCCCGUCCCCAAGAAGAGAAGGAGAGGGAGGGCAGUGGGCUCUUCCUGGCCUCUUCUAGCUUGUUGGCCCAGAGCUGGGAAGCUGCAGCAGAGCGUGGGAGGUACUGGGAGGGGCCAGGACAAACAAGGAAAGAGGCUUUUCAGGAAAACUGGGUUCUGAACUCAGCCUCCACCCCCUCUCCCUCCUCUCUCCGUGCUCUGGAGGGAAAGCUGGGAGGUGAGCUGCCAUGUCCAAUGCUGCAUGCUCUCUGUGCCCGUCCUGACUUUUCAUCAGAGCCAGGUCGAGAGCCCAUGCAUCUGCCAGAGCUCUUCUCACACUAGGGGAGCUUGGCAUGACCUGCAGCCCCCCACUGGCCCCAGCACCACCACUGGCACACUCCCUUUAGUGGUCCUGGACCCUCCCUAACGCCCACAGCUCUGUCUGUUGCUGUGGUGAUCCUGCCCACCCCAGUCUACUUGCUGGUCUUUUCCCCUACAGGGGAAGGGCCCGUGGUCAAGACUCCAUCCCCGAGUUUGCAGCCAGUGAGAGGGAGGAGGAAGAAGAGGCAGGGAGUGCUGAAAUUCAGUCAGCCUAGCUCUUGGCACAAAGCUGGGUUGUUUUGCAGUCUGUCUGAAGUAUGAACGCAGAGACUGGGAGGGAGGAGGAAAAGGAGGGGAGGUUACCUCUGUUCCCUCUUUCCUCUGCACUUCUUAAUAGGGCCCCUUCUUUUCUCUUAACAACUGGAGAGAAGAUACACAUCUUCCUUCUACAACUGGAGAGAAGGAUACAGAAGAAUAAAGAGGCAGAACUCUCUUGACUCCAGAAACUUCUAGUCUCUCCACCCUGUUCCUGUCUCUGCCAAUAGCUGCUGGGAGAAGUACAGAAACUAUGGGACCCAGAGCCAUCAAAGGGAGGGAGAAAAGGUUGAGUUUUCUAGCUUUUUGGACCUGGAGUAAAAUCUAACUUUGGCCCCUCUUUGACUUCAACCUUGAACUUAAGACAGUAGGUGCCUCUCAACACAGCCUCCCACCCUCCUGCCAGCUGGACAUUCCAGUUCACUUCUACACACAAAUACACACACAUAACCAUCCCUCCCACAGCCAAAUUCAUCCCAAGAAAGAACUGGACUCUUCAUGAGCAGUGCUCAGAUUGGAACCAUGUGGAAUAGAUGCACAUAGAAGACCUGGCACAGCAAAGCAUAGCUCUGGCUCCAUGUUUUACACACUUCUAUUCAGAUUCCUCAGUGUCUGGGAUUCUCACCAUUUAGGCGUAGGGUUGAAUCCUGUGUGUGUGUGUGUGUGUGUGUGUGUGUGUGUGUGUGUGUGUGUGUGUGUGUGUGUGUUUUCAAAUAUGUCUAAUACUCCUGGAUUUCUGUGCACUGGGGAGAACAGAGAUAAAACAGAGGGAGGAAGGGAUUGAGAACUCUAGUUCUGGUCAGAGUGUGCAUGUGAUUAUAUGAGAGGCUUCAUGUGUGAGUACAUGUAGGUGUGGGUGUUUGAUCCAAGAUCUAUAUUCCUGGCCAGUAGGUUGUUUGGGGUAACAAGGUAACACCCUAGGCAAAUCCUGGGCAGCCCAAAUCUUGGGCCUACUGCUUGACUGACUGACUGAAGGUGAGUCCUUGCUGGAAACUGGGAUAGACUUUAGUAGAUACCUUCCCUUCCCUCUCCUUUCUCACAAAGCGAGCCACUGCCCAGGGGAAAACCUGCCUUCCCAAGUAAUGUAAACCUGGAUAGAAACCUGUGGGAUGCCCCCAAAUCAAGGAUCCAGCCAUGUGCCUGGGAGAGACUCAUUCUCUACCCUUCUACAUCUUCUUCCUAGUCUCUAAAAGGCCCAACUAUCUUUCCUAAUCCACUCACAGCUUUGACGUCUUGGGGAAAACUUCAUGAACAUGAGGGUCAGAGUCUAUGCUAAAUUUUGUCUUUGGGGGAGAUAGAGAAAGAGAAGGUAAGGCAUGAUUCAGUGCUGGGCUUCGUGAAUAUGUUUUGCCUCAGAGUCUAUGUUUACCUUACUAUUCCCUUUUCCAAGAAAAGGAAAUAGUAAAUAUGUAUUAAGUUCCUACUGUAUGUUGGGCAUUGUGCCAAGUGCUUUACACACACUAUCUCAUUUAAUAUCCACAGCAACCCUAUGCUGUAGAUCUCAUUUUAGAGACAGAAUCUGAGACUUAGAGAUGUUUAUUAAUUUACCCAACAUACUAAAGAGACUAGGCGAUUUUGUCUUAUACUGAAAAUAUAUUUGUCUUUUAUUUAUCUUUGUAUUGGAAGUGAAGCAUUUAAGAUUGAGAAGAUGUCACAUCAAAAGGUGGAGUUGAUAGAAGUUUGGGGAAGGGCUAAAGCUCCCCCUGCUACCUCUCAGAACUACUACUAUCAACGUCACAAUGAAAAUGGAAAUGUUGAAAUUCAACCCCAGGCCUGAGUAUAAAACUCUUUCCACUAGAAAGACUGCCCUUCCUGGAGAGAAUGAUUAUUCUGGUGGAAUGUCUGAGGUGUGAGCUCACCUUGGUGUUUCCUGAGCUGGUGCUUGGAAGUGAGGUGUGUCACCAAGAGAAGCCUGAAGCACGCUGCUCCGGUCCCCACAAAUACCUCAGCUUCCCAGAAGCCCUCUUUUAACUCCAACCCCACUUCCUCCUCCCUUAAACUCUUCCCUCUCUCCCUCCCACAUUCUCCUGUGUGGUUGGUUGUAAAGGUCAAAGGGGGCCAGAACAGGGGGCAACAAACAUAAAUUUCCACAUGGAUUGCACAGAGGUGAGAAACUGAAGCAGGCAUCUGAUCUCUGUUCUCCCCUAGCCCCCUAACUUUGGGAUGUGCAACCGGUAGGUCAGGGCCCUUUAAAACACUGUGCUGCUUCCUUUCAGGGGAUGUAUUAACGGAUUGGUUCAAUGAAAGUGUGGAAAGCCACAAAAGAGGUAAGUUUAAAAAGCCCUAAGGAAACAACAUCCUGCUUCCCUAUUUACCUCUUUGAGCAAUGUGCACCUCUAAAAAUAGCCCUUUGAAAGCCACCCACCACCCUGGGCCAAUGCUUCAUUGGCAGGUGUUUUAGGGAACCUGAAGGAGGGUCCCCCUUUCAGAGCCUAGGAUCCCAUGCACAACACAAGAUCUGGGAGAUGACAUGAAUUGUCCUUGGCAGUGGAAAACUAAGCCCCAGAUUGCCCUCUUUCUGGCAGGGGUUCUUCCUCCUGGGUUGGGGUGUGGUGGCAUCCAGCACAUGCUACGCCAAGGCCAUCCUGUCCACUUUUUGCUAUGCUGCUGCUGGAACCCACUGGUGUCAUCUUCCAGGUUCUUAAACCUGCCUGUUGGCUGUCUGUGAGCCUUUGUAGCACUGAGAUGCAGGGGAAUGUGUGUGGGGAGUGGUGGAAGGGUGCCUGUGUGCCUGCCUACCUCCACCCCUUAGCCCAAUUUCUAUCUCAAACCCUCUCCUUAUACAGUGUCUCCCCAUUCCUUGGGCCUCAGUGGAUCUCUCUGCAGCUGCCCGCAGAGGCCAGAGGCUCAUGACAAUCCUCGUGAGCAGGAUGGACCUCAGAGGAGCCACAGCAUGUGCAGGCAUCAGGGGCCUUGUGUAGCUUCUGGGAGGCUUACAUAAACACUGGCUGGGAUGGGGAGGGAAAUGGGCUGUCCAGGAAAAAAGCAACCCCUGCCCUGCCAGCUCAGCCUUCAUGAGAAGAAGAAACAAGGCUCAUUUUCCCUUCUCCCGUCCCUCUUUCCUGGUCUGCAGCUGUUAGUUGGGCUGGAAAGACUGCAGUAUCUUGGGGGAGGGGGCAGUGGAAGGAGAGAGGAUGCGACUUCACAAAUUUGGGAUCCCUCCCCUUCUUCUAAAUUGGUGGUGGGGGAAAAGCAAUUUGCCAAAGAGAUUUUCAAUGCGGCAGGAAGGAGCUUUGGCUCAUCAGAAUGCACAGUUUGCACCCUGAAAAAAAAAUCUGUGCUGGUUGCAAAAAUGCAGACGUGUGUAGGGGCCCAGCUGAGAUUAAAAAAAAAAAAGCUAGCUCUGCAAUGCAGGAUCUGCGAAGUUUUGGUGCGAUGAGGAAAUGUGGGUCGUGCUCGUUUCAUUUGCUUGUUCCUGCUAACCUACUGUCCGCCUGACUCCAGCACAGUCUCACAUCCCAGCAAGAGGAACAGGCUGCUCAGAAAUGGGGUCACAGGCAGGGGCCUGGAGCGAGGGCUGGAAGUGGGGGUCUGGGGUUAGAGUGAUGAGAGUAGGAUUCUAUGGGGCUGGGAGGGGACACUUCCAUGAGGUAUGGAGGCUGAGCUUGUCUCUCACAAGCGUGUUUGCUCUCCAGCUGGCCCAGGGUUAGUGUGUAGUUCUUCUAGAUCCCCCCUCCCUCCCCUCAGCUCCUCCCUAUUCCCAAUUGGCAGACUUUCCCUUCCCAUCCCUAACCCCACAGAUCACUGCUGCUGAAAGAGCCCUUGCUUUGUGUCACUGACCUCUCCUUGUUUUAAUGCUAGAAAGGGCACUUGCUAAAUCUCUGUGGGGUAUCCUUCCUAGAAAGAGGGGACCAGGUAGCCCGAUAUGGAGAGCCGAGGCUGCAGGGAAACCAAGUCUUGGCUCCGAGCUGACAUCAGCACGUAACUCCAGGGCUGGGGCUGGCCAUUUUGCGUUCUUGGCUUGGGGAGGCCCUUUUUUCAUUUAGGGCCUAGGGCUCUGGGUUUUGUAAACGCCAAGGGGCUGCCUGGGAGGAGAAUAUGCCUGGGGAAAUCACGUUUCUUUCCUGGGUGUUUGCUCCCCUGGUGGUGGCUCAGAGAGACAAAAGGAGACUGAAACAGUAUAAAGAGCCAGGAGACAAGAAGGGAGCCCACUGCCCUUUCACUCCUUCCCCAUCUUUUCUCCUGUUCCUCUGGCCAGCAGAGGACAGGGCUGAGUGUGUUUGUGCCGGCUCAAGGCUCACGCGGGCUGCUGGGGUCACAUGGCCUGGGCAUGUGCAGGCUGCUCCAUUUCUACCACAACAACUCGCUCAUAAACAGGCCGGCUGCUGCGGCAGUGGCGGCAGAGACAUGUGCAAGCGAGGGGGUGGGGCACGUGGCCCUGCUCGAGCCAAGGGAAGGCGCUCGCUCAGCACUGCCUCUCCCCUCCCCACACUGGCGCUGCUCCGCCACAGGAAAUUCCUAGUGCUCCUUUGCUGCUGCAAAACAUGUUUUUGGGAAGUGACUUUCAAUAAGGAUGGAGUCAAUGGACUAUUUUUAAAAGAGACAGGAUGGAUAAUCAGACGGAGACCGACUUCUGCUCCCGCUUGCCCUAUCUUUCUUAGAUCCCUGGACCUGUUGGGAUGGAGGACUGAGCAGGAGUCACGUGUUCCCAAAUCUCACCAACCUAGGUCCCCAUGGCAGCAAGGAGAGUGCGUCCUGCGCUUGGAGAGGUCCCCGGCAGCGGGGAGAAGGGGAGCAGCACAUGAGCAUCCUGCUCGCGGAGGCCUGGAACGCUGGUUGGGGUUUCUGCCAGAAAAGAGUUGUGAGCCGGCGGUGCUGCGGAGCCAGAACCGUGGCUCCAUACCGGCUUCCAUCCCCCAGCUUCCCGAAGGGAAAGAUUGGCUCCAGUUUGGUCUAUUGGACUCUAGACCAGUGGUAGGCAAACUACAGCCUGAGCGCAAAACCCAACCCAAUGCCUGUUUUUGUAUGUGCCACAAGCUAGAAUUUUAAAAUAGUUG